GUAGGCUUGCUUUGCUGGGGAGGGACAGACAGUGCCAGGCUCCAGCUAUAAAACCCUCCCAGGAUGAGAGCAGCGUCCUGCCCUGAGCUGGACGGUCCCCCUUCCUUUGAGCCAGGACACACUCAGGACAGGCGGCAGACGAGCCUCCAGCAUGAACGACAUCUACAAAGCAGCGGUUGAGCAGCUGACGGAUGAACAGAAAAAUGAAUUCAAAGCUGCCUUUGACAUAUUUGUACAAGAUGCAGAGGACGGCUGCAUCAGCACCAAGGAGCUGGGCAAGGUGAUGAGGAUGCUGGGUCAGAACCCGACACCAGAAGAGCUGCAGGAGAUGAUUGAUGAGGUGGAUGAAGAUGGGAGUGGCACGGUGGAUUUCGAUGAGUUCCUGGUCAUGAUGGUGAGAUGCAUGAAGGACGACAGCAAAGGGAAAUCGGAGGAAGAGCUAGCGGAGCUGUUUCGGAUGUUUGACAAAAAUGCAGACGGUUACAUCGAUCUGGAUGAGCUGAAGAUGAUGCUGGAGUCCACAGGAGAAGCGAUCACUGAGGAUGAUAUCGAGGAGCUGAUGAAGGACGGAGACAGGAACAAUGACGGCAAAAUCGACUAUGAUGAAUUCUUGGAGUUCAUGAAAGGGGUGGAGUAAUGAGAAAGGAUCUAAAGAGCUUUUUGUGUCCAUCACCGAGACUCCACAGUCAUCUGUGGGAAACCGGAGGAAUAGCUGGGACAACUUUGCAAGAUGUAGUCAGAUACUGAAUACCUGAAUGCUUCUGUAUUUUCAUCUCAUAUCUUGCAUCGUUGUAAAUAGCAUUUGUGACUUUUAGUGCCCUUGCAUUUUGAAUCUUUGUAUAUUUGUCCAAACUGAUAAGAAUUCCUCUUGAGGCUGAACACUGUUCCCCUUUUUUGCAGCCUGCAGUUUACAGGUCUCAGAGAGAGGCUGCUAACGUUUACCUGAGCAACAAAAUGUAAACAAACCAGAACACACUCAUGAAUCAUGCAAAGUCCUGUCAGACAAAUCCUCUUUCCUACGCAGAGCACUGAAUUCACGCUAUGUACAUGCUAUGAUACAAACCCUGUACACUUUUCUGUAUGUCGAAAAUGCCCACAGGUCUGAACUGCGUGUUUCCACAGGAAAGAUCUGCUUGGACCGUGUGCUCGUGUAAUAAACAAGAUGCAUUUGUCAGUGAAGUCAUUUGAUCUGGAUUCAGCUCUAUCCGUCUCCUAAAAUACAGCAGAGACUGGUGAAAGCCCUGGAGGCGUGUUGUCCCGCAGUCCCUUGUCUUGUUUUUCUAACCUUCACAGGAGUUGUGUUACCGAACAAACAAUCAUUUUUCCAUGUUGUUCUUUUGCUCAGCUGAUUUUAUAAAGACUUUUACAGACUGAUCAACCCAAAAUUAGAAGGCCGUCCCCCAAAACGUUUGUCUGGAACCUUAGAGAUCUACUGAUCUGUGUGCAGGUUUGUGUUUUGUAGUGGAUCUUGUUCUGUAAUAUGUGAACUAUUCACAUGGUUGUAUCUAGUUACAAAGUCUAUUGAAGCAGAGGCUAUUUAUGUCUAAUCAUGUUAGUGCCCAUGUCAGAGGAUCAGUGCCACCAGCUGACGAUCAGAUGCCUUCUUCCAUAAAAAGUGUUCUGCUGACUACAAAAGGAUAACGGCCCCAUUGUUCACACGGCGGCAAAGUCAUGUUCCUAAAAUCGGAGCAAAGAUGGGAAUUUCAAACCCCAAUUAUUGUAUUAUUGAAAAAUAAAAAGGUGUUUUUAAUGCUUUA
Nothobranchius furzeri (turquoise killifish) is the source of this 1757-nucleotide messenger RNA. RefSeq names its product troponin C type 1a (slow) (gene tnnc1a). Gene Ontology annotation, cellular component: myosin II complex. The record is from RefSeq and is a predicted model, not a curated record. Gene Ontology annotation, molecular function: calcium ion binding. NCBI's taxonomy places the organism in Eukaryota, Metazoa, Chordata, Actinopteri, Cyprinodontiformes, Nothobranchiidae.